This is a messenger RNA of Corvus hawaiiensis (hawaiian crow), 2656 nucleotides long. It is a transcript of the gene IMPA1, whose product is annotated as inositol monophosphatase 1. Gene Ontology annotation, biological process: inositol metabolic process; phosphatidylinositol phosphate biosynthetic process; signal transduction. Gene Ontology annotation, molecular function: inositol monophosphate 1-phosphatase activity. Bases 156 to 992 code for a protein of 278 amino acids. The transcript has 9 exons. The record is from RefSeq and is a predicted model, not a curated record. NCBI's taxonomy places the organism in Eukaryota, Metazoa, Chordata, Aves, Passeriformes, Corvidae.
CGGCCGCCGCCAUUUCGGGCGCCGUGAGGGGGCUGCGCGUCCCGCCCGCGCUCCGGACGCGUCCUGCGGCACCGCGCAGCCCCGCGGCGGGGCGUGCGCUCAGCACUCAAUUGAACAGUACUUAAAAAUAAACCAGGUUCUUUAUCUCGGGAAAGAUGGCAGAUCCCUGGCAAGAAUGUAUGGAUUAUGCAGUUGGUUUAGCAAGGAAAGCUGGGGAGAUAAUCCGUGGAGCACUCAAAGAAGAAAUAUCUGUUAUGACUAAAAGUUCACCUGUAGAUCUAGUGACAGAAACUGAUCAAAAAGUAGAAAACUUCAUUAUUUCUUUGAUAAAAGAAAAGUAUCCUUCUCACAGCUUUAUUGGAGAGGAAUCUGUUGCAGCUGGAGAGGGCAGCAUUCUGACAGACAACCCCACGUGGAUUAUAGACCCAAUUGAUGGAACUACCAACUUUGUACACAGGUUUCCAUUUGUGGCAGUUUCAAUUGGCUUUGUUGUAAACAAAAAGAUAGAGUUUGGAAUUGUGUAUAGUUGUGUAGAAGAUAAGAUGUAUACUGCCAGAAAAGGAAAAGGUGCAUUUUGCAAUGGUCAGAAACUUCAAGUAUCGGGCCAAGAAGACAUUACAAAAUCCCUUUUAGUAACAGAAUUGGGGUCAAAUCGUGAUCCAGAGGCUAUAAAAAUAAUUCUUUCUAAUAUGGAAAGACUUCUCAGUAUUCCUAUUCAUGGCAUUAGAGCUGUUGGUACAGCAGCUGUGAACAUGUGCCUUGUGGCAACAGGUGGAGCUGAUGCCUAUUAUGAAAUGGGGAUUCACUGCUGGGAUAUGGCAGGAGCUGGAAUCAUUAUUACUGAAGCUGGUGGAGUCCUGCUGGAUGUAACAGGUGGACCGUUUGAUUUGAUGUCUCGAAGAAUAAUUGCAGCAAGCAGUCAAGCUAUUGGAGAGAGAAUAGCGAAAGCACUUCAAGUAAUUCCUCUGAGAAGAGAUGAUGCAACCAACUGAACACCAAAGCUGGACCUUAAAUGUUUUUUUCUAAUGUUGUCUCAUAUUCCCACAUGGUGGUUGUUCUACACCUUGAAUAGAUGGUAGUCUUUCAGUACUGGUGUGGCUGCUAAGUAGAGCUUUGAGAUUGAUCAAUAUUGUAAGUAAGCUGUAACUGUUGAGUAUUUUAUUUAACAUCACAAUUAGAUAAAAAUCUAGAAAAAGAAGCAAAUAUAUGCAACUAGUAUUUUCAAGUUUUAUACUACACUGGAACACAUAGCAAGAGACUCUUUGAUGUAUAGAUCAAUAAAGAUCUCUAGUUCUGUUAGUGACAAAACCAAAAACUGCUGUCCUAACACCACAUCAUCACAGCUGAUCCUGAACCCAAAAAGAUGAAGGCAUUACUGUUUAUCCUGUCUUUCUCUGUCUGGUUUCCAGUGGUAUCCAUUUCCAUACCUCAUUGCAGUUUUUGUAAAGGUAGUUCACACAUUUCCAAACUUGUUAGUUGCUCAUAGUUUUGGCUACAGUUUAAAGCUUUUAGUACUUAGGUAUCAUUGGUUUUGUAGCCAUCCUACCUUUCUGAUGGUACAUAGACACAGUCUCUUCUUUAGCCUCAUAUGUGGCCAGUACACUUGCAAACCCAUUACAAUUUCAAAAGUAAUAGUUAUUGUGCCAGAAAAUAUGUGCAUCUUCCAGAAUUAAGGUCUGAGCACGCCUAGCACCAAAUGUACUUACUUGAAAUUAAGAUGCAGUAUGAUUUUCAUUUUGUUAAUUUUGGUUGAGUUUCUUCAUGGAUGAGUGUGUUUUGAAGUCUAAGGAAUCAUUAAAUCCAAGAGAGUUUUCAGUACUUCUGCUGGCAAAAAAAUAAGCCCAUAGUCCAUAUUUUUUACAUAAUUUUCUGUAAGUUACAAAAGCAGUGACCAACCAGGAGCAGGUUUCCAUUGUGUUUUACAGAAUGUACACAGAAGAAGAUACAUAUGUAAACCUAAAGGGUUUAUAAAUUAAGAAAUAUUAGUGAUUUAAUUCUAGGUGUCAGUUUUUGUAAACUUUGAAAAUUAUACUGGUUCUCUGCAUUUUUGUAUUUAAGAUUGUUAAAAGCAUCAGUGCACUGUUCAAAUAAUUAAUGCACUUUAAAAAAAAGAUGUCACUCAGAUCAGUUUUUAGACUGAUUUUUUUUUGUGUUGAAAAGAAAGUUGUCUCAUUGGUUGUUUAGUCAAGACACAGCAAUGGAAAGUAUGACUUUUUGUACUGCUGUCCCACUAUUUUUAUUUUGAAAAACGGUAUACUGAAGUUUCAACAGAUUGCAUAUUAUAAAUGUCAGGGGUUUUUAUCAGUUGAUUUCUGCAGAUUUUUCAGAAAUACUUAAUUUUAAGAUGUAUCUAAUGCCAGAUGAUUAAUGUUAAUGAGGUCAGCCUGCUAUUUUAAAGGUCCUCCCAAAAAGCCAGACUUACAGUUAUUUUACUUUUUAAAUUCGUGUUGACAAGGAUGGAAAACUUGAGCAUUUCAGUGUAACUUUGUUGCUGUAAACAAUGUUUGUGGGAUCAUGGUUAUUUUUGAAUGUCUUCUGUACCAUUUCUGUGGCUAGUGUAUAACAAAAUCUGCAUAACUUUAUUUGUGAAAUGGAGAUACGUCUAAAAAGUACUUAAGAUGAGAGAACAUGUUAGAAAUAAAUAACUUUAGCAGCA